Messenger RNA from Dermacentor silvarum, 555 nucleotides. RefSeq names its product solute carrier family 22 member 15-like. Lineage: Eukaryota; Metazoa; Arthropoda; Arachnida; Ixodida; Ixodidae. The transcript has 4 exons. Gene Ontology annotation, molecular function: transmembrane transporter activity. The coding region runs from base 1 to 555 and encodes 184 amino acids. Gene Ontology annotation, biological process: transmembrane transport. The record is from RefSeq and is a predicted model, not a curated record.
AUGCAUGCUCUAAUGUUCGCCUGCUCCAUCACGUUCUACGGGCUCGCGCUCGACACGGGCGCUGUCUCGCUGGGCGGCACCUGGACGACGUUCGUGAUCGCCUCCGUGGCGCCGCUAGCGGCGUACUUUCUGAUCGUGCGCUGCGGACGCCGAGCCGUCCUCGCCGUCACGCUGGCAGUCACUGGCGCCUGCUGCCUGCUCGCUGCCGUCUUGCACCAGGGAAGCACAGUGCACUGGCAGGCUCUGUCUUGGGCUUGGUUUUUCAUCAACGUUGCCUACUCAGUGCUGUUCAUAUACGCGACCGAGAUCUACCCGACGACUAUCCGGGCGCUCGGUUUCAACCUGGGUGCCGCCUUCGGCCGAAUCGGCACCGUCAUAGCGCCCCUUAUCCACGGCAACCUCGGGCGGACCUACGUUCUCCUGUUCGUGGUCUGCGGAGUGAGCGCAUUUCUGGUGACCAAGCUACCCGAGACCAAGGCGACACACCUGCCGGAAAAGAUCAAGCCGGAACAGAACAUAUUCGAGUGCGUUGCCUUUACAGAAUUGCGAGCAUGA